This is a messenger RNA of Eutrema salsugineum, 2174 nucleotides long. Its product is annotated as DEAD-box ATP-dependent RNA helicase 16. Gene Ontology annotation, molecular function: nucleic acid binding; ATP binding; RNA helicase activity. The record is from RefSeq and is a predicted model, not a curated record. Lineage: Eukaryota; Viridiplantae; Streptophyta; Magnoliopsida; Brassicales; Brassicaceae. The transcript is spliced from 14 exons. The coding region runs from base 72 to 1916 and encodes 614 amino acids. Gene Ontology annotation, cellular component: nucleolus.
CAACCUUACGCCGCUCUUCAAGCUCCCUAAGGUUUUUCCGAGGUUUUUGUCGAUCUCAAACUUCUGAUUCCAUGGAAGAAGUUGAGAGAGUGGAGGAAGUCGAAGAACAGAGAGAUGACAGAGAAGAAGAAAAAGUAGAAGAAGAAGAGCCAGAUAAGAGUUUCGAGGAGCUCGGGCUUGAUUCUCGUCUCAUUCGUGCCCUAAGUAAAAAGGGUAUAGAGAAACCCACUCUUAUUCAGCAAACAGCCAUUCCUUAUAUUCUGCAAGGAAAAGAUGUGGUUGCUAGGGCUAAGACGGGCUCAGGUAAGACCUUGGCCUACCUUCUGCCAUUGCUCCAGAAGCUAUUUUCAGUUUCUGGGAGCAAGAAGAAGCUUGCUCCUUCUGCAUUUGUUCUCGUUCCCUCUCGAGAAUUAUGCCAGCAGGUCUACACGGAGGUUGCUUCGCUUAUCGAGUUGUGUCGUGUUCAGCUGAAAGCAGUGCAGUUGACUAGUAGUAUGCCUGCAUCUGAAAUGCGUAACGCAUUGGCCGGACUGCCUGAGAUUCUUGUCACCACACCUGCUUGUAUUCCAAAAUGUUUUGCCGACGGAGUUUUAGAUCCCGCAGCUAUCAGUGACUCUCUUGACAUUUUGGUUCUUGAUGAGGCAGAUCUUUUGUUGUCAUAUGGAUAUGAAGAUAAUCUAAGGUCGGUAACAUCAAUAGUCCCAAGACGUUGCCAAUGCCUUCUUAUGUCUGCUACCACGAGUUCUGAUGUUGAAAAAUUGAAGAAAUUGAUUCUGCACAACCCGGUCGUUUUGACCUUGCAAGAAGGUGCUGACAAGGAAGAGCCCGUCCCAAGUAAUGUUCAGCAGUUUUGGAUUUCUUGCAGUGCUCAGGAUAAACUACUGCACAUUCUUGCUCUCCUGAAGCUAGAGGUGGUUCAGAAGAAAAUUCUGAUAUUCAUCAAUACGAUUGACAUGGGUUUCAAGUUAAAACUAUUCUUGGAAAAGUUUGGAAUAAAGUCUGCUAUUUUAAACGGGGAGUUGCCUCAGAAUUCUCGGCUUCAUAUCCUUGAGCAAUUCAAUGCAGGUCUUUUUGAUUAUUUGAUUGCGACGGAUGAUAAUAACCAAACUAAAGAAAAGGAAGAGGCUAAAGGUGAAGACAACAAGGAGAAUAAAAAGAACAAGAGGCGUGGCAAGCCAAAGCUGGACGCUGAGUUUGGUGUAGUUAGGGGAAUAGAUUUCAAAAAAGUUCACACGGUCAUAAACUAUGAUAUGCCUCAAAGUGUUACAGGAUAUAUUCAUCGAAUUGGGCGUACAGGGAGAGCAUAUAGCAGUGGUUCUUCCGUUUCCCUUGUAUCUCCUGAUGAGAUGGAAGGGUUUGAAGAAAUAAAAUCUUUCUUAGCAGGCGAAGAGGACAAGAAUAGUGAUAUCAUCACACCCUUCCCUUUGUUGACCGAAAAUGCUGUUGAGUCUUUGAGAUACAGAGCUGAGGAUGUUGCAAAGAGUGUUACAAAGGUUGCGGUUCGAGAAUCUCGAGCUCAGGAUUUAAGAAAUGAGAUAAUCAACUCCGAAAAAUUAAAGUCUCAUUUCGAAGCUAAUCCAAGAGACUUGGAUCUACUGAAACAUGACAAGCUUCUGAGUAAGACUGCGCCUGCACCACAUCUAAGGGACAUCCCCGAGUAUCUAGUGGACCCAAAGACUCAAGAAGCAAGCAAGAUGGUGAAGCUAGCCAGAGCCGCGAUGGGCAACAACAGUAGGAGAUCCGGUGCUCGCAACAACUCAAACAAGAAACGAUCCAGAAAAGGCGGAGACCCUCUCAAAACCUUCAACGUCAAUGGAUCUAAUAAGAGAGGACAUGGUGGCGGCAUUGGCCAGAAGAAGGAUGGUAAAGGAUCUAACGACGGCUCCACCAAACACAAGAAACCGAAGACAGUCUAGGGUCUUCGGUUUUAUUUGCUGAUGUGUGACCAAAUUUUGACUAGUUAUGAUCACACAAAUGAAAGGAGAGAGAUUUUUGCAAGGUUGUGAGUUGUGACGAUGCGUAUCAACCAUAGAUUAUAACCUUUCUUAGGCUUUCACAAAAUUAUGUGAUUUUAACGCCAAAAUUUUGUAGGGCUUGAAACAUUGACAAUGAUGUUACAUUAUAUUACACAUGGUCAUGAUGGACUCAUUUUGAUUUUUUCGUUCUUUUUGACA